AGGGUUUUCCCGCCACCACCGCUCCGCCAUCCCGCAUUCCCGCCCCUGCCGUCGCUGCAGCAGCGAUGGCCGCCGCCGCCGACGACGCGACGUGGGAGCGCGCCAUCUCCACCGCCACCAAGUCCACCUCCGCGCCCAAGACCCUCACUCUCGACGGCGCCGUCAAGUCCUCCACGGGCCGCCUCCCCUCCGCCGCACUCAUCGGGCGCUUCGCCGCUUCCCUCGAGGAGCUCUCCGUCGCGGGGGCCGGCCUCUCCUCGCUCACGGGCCUGCCCCGCCUCCCGGCGCUUCGGCGCCUCUCCCUCCCCGACAACCGUCUCUCGGGGCCCGCCGCGCUCGCCGCUGUCGCGGAGGCCUGCGGUGCCACGCUGCGCCACCUCGAUCUAGGUAACAACCUGUUCGCCGAAGUCGAGGAGCUCGCGCCGCUCGCCGGGAUCGGAGUCGAGUUGCUCGACCUGUACCAGUGCCCCGUCACCAAAGUCAAGGGGUACAGGGAGAAGGUCUUCGCGCUGAUUCCCAGCUUGAAGCAUCUCGAUGGCGCCGACGCUGAGGGCAACGAGCGUUUGGAGAUGGGUGACGAUGAGGACGACGAGGAGGACAACGAGGAGGGAGAAGGAUGGGGAGAGGUGUCUCCCUCGGAGGAUGGAAAAGAGGGUGAUGGAGAGGAAAUGGAUGAAGCAGAUGACGAGGAUGGUGAAUGGGAGGAUGAGGAGGUUUCUGAUGAAGAUGAGGCGGAAGAAGCAGCUUUGAUGUUACUCUUGCACAACAACAGGAGAAGAUGGGUUAUUAUGUUUCUGCUCUGUAUGCUCUGUCUACUGCAAAUGGAAGAUGAAGACAGUGAAGACGAUGAGGACGAACUUGAUACAGACGCAGAGGACAACGAGAACAUCGAAAGCAAAGUUUCCCUGCCAAAUAAGAGGAAACGGUGUAACGAGGAUGAUGCCAAUGGAGACAAGUAAAACGGUGAGGUAAAUAUUAUUUUCUUUACUUCGGAAGUGUUCUGUGCACUAAUAGUAGACUAGGGCAUACUGUUUUUAGGUGAUUCCAUUUUUGAAGUAUCGUUUGGAUUCUGGAAGUUGACUGACACUGAAAUCAUGAGUAGGAUGCGACCCCCCCCCCCCCCCCCCCCCCCAUCGAUAUCCCAGUUCAUAUUAUGCUGUUUCCUCUGGGCAUGACCUUUUCAUGCUUUUAUGCAAACUAUGUAUAUGUUUCUGGUGUG
Messenger RNA from Zea mays, 1219 nucleotides. RefSeq lists its product as uncharacterized. The record is from RefSeq and is marked validated. Gene Ontology annotation, molecular function: histone binding. Gene Ontology annotation, cellular component: nucleus. NCBI's taxonomy places the organism in Eukaryota, Viridiplantae, Streptophyta, Magnoliopsida, Poales, Poaceae.